Gossypium arboreum is the source of this 1423-nucleotide messenger RNA. RefSeq lists its product as uncharacterized. Lineage: Eukaryota; Viridiplantae; Streptophyta; Magnoliopsida; Malvales; Malvaceae. The transcript has 10 exons. The record is from RefSeq and is a predicted model, not a curated record. The coding region runs from base 146 to 1303 and encodes 385 amino acids. Gene Ontology annotation, molecular function: tRNA-guanosine(34) queuine transglycosylase activity.
ACGGGACAAAUUUUUUUAAAAUUUUUGGUUGAACUGUGGGUUGGGUGGUUGCCAAACCAUAAACCCAACAAAACCCUGAAAGAAAGACGAAGGCCUCUAUUUCUUCGCCGCUCCAAUUCCAUAACCACUGUUAUACUGCCGCAGCAUGAAGUUCGCGGUGAAGGCAUGGAGCAAUGGAGGAGCACGGGCAGGCAUCCUCCAUCUGGGCACCUCCACCAUCGACACCCCUUCGCUUCUCCUUUCCACCCGUAAAGGCUUGCCCCACUUUAUCUCCCCUGACCUUCUCUCUUGUCUCCCUUCCCCUGAGUCCCGUCUCCUCCAUGUCAGCCCCCUUCACUUCUUGGAAGGCCUUUCCAUGAAAACUAUCUCCAAGAUUGGAGGGCUUCACCAACUACUUGGUUUGCAUGACCAUUGCUUCGUUGCUGUUCCAAGGGAUUCCAUUCAAUGCCUUCCCGAAGCUAAUUCCACUAACAAAAUCGGGGCCUCUUUCGAGACCCCUUGUGGUCGUCUUCUGAUUAAACCCGUUGAAUAUAUGGAAAUGAUAUCUUCCACGAGACCUGAGUUGUGGGCUACUCUGGCUGACGAAGUGCCUGCUUGGGUGUCUGAUAAAAGGAACAAAACCUCAGUGGACCGGACUAUCAAAUGGCUCGAUGAAUGCAUUUCAUUAAGCCCUGCAAGUGGAGCUGUUUUUGGAGCUAUUGUUGGAGGUUCUAGUUUGGAAGAAAGGCGAAGAUGUGCCCAAGAGGUAGCAACAAGAAACGUAUCUGGUUAUUGGGUUGGAGGGUUAGGGCUUGGGGAAAGCAUGGAUGAACGCCCAGCUCUGCUUAAUGCUGUCAUUGAAGCCUUGCCAGAGGAAAAGCCGCGGUUGAUAUGCGGGCUUGGACUGCCAGAGGAAAUAUUGCAGGGCAUUGCUGCAGGUGUUGAUCUCUUCGAGUCGACGUACAUUUACCAUCUUACUCUUGGAGGCUUUGCACUCACCUUUCCACUAGAUAGAACACAGAUAAAUGCAUCGAAUCUUGUCCCAAGUGAUGUAGGAAGCGACCCCAGAAAAAUUAAUCUGAGAGCCACAGUGUUCCGGAAAGACACAACGCCCAUUGUUGAAGGCUGUACGUGUUAUACAUGUCGAAAUCAUACCCGAGCCUACAUUAAUCAUCUACUCAAUGUCCAUGAAAUGUUGGCACAGAUUUUGUUGGAAAUACAUAACACCCACCAUUUUCUAGGGUUUUUCCGGUUGAUAAGGGAUGCCAUUAAUGCAGGCCAAUUUGAAGAAUUUCGUAGGGAAUUUGUUCAAAGAUGGCGCUGAAUUUCUUAGAUGAUACUUGUUUGAUUAAUUAAGAAGUUAUUCCUGGGAUCAUUUGUAAACCGUAUAAGAUUACUUGUUUCUGAAGAAAUACCACAAAUAUAUUUGCAUAUUUUCUUGCAA